UAGAUCAUUUGUUGAUGGUAUAUACUCCUUCCGCCAGCAUUGUAUGCUCCCUCUCUCUUCACUGCUGCAAAUUCGUUGCUGAAGAAUUUUGCCGCGACCUAGGGCCUAGGUUGAUCUAAAAGUGUCGAAUUACGUCGUCUUAAUAACUACUCCUACAAUUCUGCGCAUCCAAUGGCUCGUUCAAACGUGCCAAAAUUUGGCAACUGGGAGAACGAAGACAACGUUCCUUACACCGUAUAUUUCGAAAAAGCAAGGAAAAACAAAGGUGGGAAGAUGAUCAAUCCUAACCAUCCAGUGGAAAAUCCGGCCACAUUUGAUGAUGCUCCGCCACGAGACGAGCCCGACGGGAGGGGAGCAGCGGGGUCGAGGCCCGAACGUAGAGUGAGCAAAGAGGAAGACGCCGAUUCCCACAACUCCAGUGAAACCAGGUCCAAGGGCUGUAAGCGAAUCGACCGGGUUGCCCGCCCUGCCCGAGCCAGUGCAGGAUCCGAGCAGAGCUUCGACCGCUCACCUCUUCACCAGAAGAAAGUCGCGGGAGGACGAGACAGCAGUUCACCAGCUUGGGAAGGGAAAAGCCAUGAUAAUAGUAGCCAAGGCACCCCUGGGAGAUCCAAGCUAAGGCCAACUAGUCGAGGCGAUGAGAGUCCCGACAAAGGUGCGGCCGUGCCAAGAUUUGGCGAGUGGGAUGAGAACAACCCUCAGGCGGCAGAGAACUUCACGCACAUUUUCAACAAAGUGCGUGAAGAGAGGAAUACCGGAGCUGGGAACGUCUCUGGGACUCCCAGACCUCCGUCUUAUGGCACGCCCGAGAUACAGAAGGACCAACCUAAGAAGGGUUGCUGUGCGUGGUGGUAGAGAAAGAGGAAGAAGAUGACAAAGGGUGGCGAACAUGUAUCGUCUGUGUCGUGAUCAUAGUCGCCAUCUCUGUCGUUCAGGGGUUACGUCUACUUAGUUUUGGUCUUUCUAGUGUCCAGUUUCUCCUAGAUUCUUUCAUUCUCUCCCUGUUGUUGUAAUGAAAUAUACUACUACCAUAUAUAAUCACUGGAUUUUCAAAAUUUGGAGCACCAUUGUUAAAUUAUA
Molecule: messenger RNA, 1080 nt
Organism: Salvia hispanica
Lineage: Eukaryota; Viridiplantae; Streptophyta; Magnoliopsida; Lamiales; Lamiaceae
Source: RefSeq, a predicted model, not a curated record